Cicer arietinum (chickpea) is the source of this 2245-nucleotide messenger RNA. Its product is annotated as phosphatidylinositol/phosphatidylcholine transfer protein SFH13-like. Lineage: Eukaryota; Viridiplantae; Streptophyta; Magnoliopsida; Fabales; Fabaceae. The record is from RefSeq and is a predicted model, not a curated record.
UCUCUCCGCCAUACCAUGCCGCGUGCUUGUGUUUAUUUUCUCUCUUUCUCUUCACUCUUCACUACAGUAACUGAGAUCCACACAAACAAAGCAUUUUUGUUGUCUCUUGAGGAUUCACUGAAUUGUAUUGCCAACAACAUUAUUGAACUCAAAUCAAAUUAUUAUGAUGCCAGGGGUAGAAGAAUGUGUAGUUGAAAUGGAGAACUCAGAAGAAGAGAGAAUGAGAAGGUCAAGAAUAAGAAACCUGAAGAAGAAAGCAAUAAAUGCUUCAUGUAGAUUUACUCAUUCGCUUAAGAAAACAAGAGGGAAGAGUAAAAUUGAUUACAGGUUUCCAAUUGAAGAUGUUAGGGAUGCACAAGAGGAAUCAGCUGUGUUUCAAUUGCGUAAUAGAUUGCUUCAUAUGCCUACUAAUCAUGAUCAUUAUCACACACUGUUAAGGUUUUUGAAAGCUAGGGAGUUUAACAUUGACAAGACUAUUCAGAUGUGGGAUGAGAUGGUUUUUUGGAGAAAACAAUUUGGAACUGAUACCAUACUUCAGGAUUUUGAAUUUGAAGAGCUGGAAGAAGUAUUGCAGUAUUACCCCCAAGGGUAUCAUGGAGUUGACAAGGAAGAUCGGCCGGUUUACAUCGAGAGGCUUGGGAAAGCUUAUCCUAGCCGCUUGAUGCGCAUAACCACAAUGGAUCGAUAUUUAAAAUACCAUGUCCAGGAGUUUGAGAGGACUGUACAGGAAAAAUUUCCAGCGUGUUCCAUUGCGUCGAAGAGAUGGAUUUCUUCAACCACAACAAUAUUAGAUGUACAUGGCUUGGGAAUGAAGAAUUUCUCGCCUACAGCUGCAAACCUUUUGGCUGCUAUCACAAAAAUAGAUAACAGUUACUAUCCUGAGACAUUACAUCGAAUGUAUAUCGUCAAUGCUGGUCCCGGAUUUAGGAAGAUGCUUUGGCCCGCAGCUCAGAAGUUUCUUGAUGCCAAAACUAUUGCAAAGAUACAGGUUCUUGAACCCAAGUCUUUAUCUAAAUUACAUGAUAUCAUUGACUCUAGUCAGUUGCCAGAUUUUUUAGGUGGCUCGUGUAAAUGUCCUGGAGAAGGUGGAUGUCUUAGGUCUAACAAGGGUCCAUGGAAUGAUCCUCAUAUAAUGAAGUUGGUUCAUAAUGUGGAGUCAACAUUUGUGAGACAAAUUCCAAAAGUUUCCAAUGAACAACAGAAAAUUGACCAUAUUCAGACACACCGACAAAAGCAGGGAAGAAGCAGUGAUAUGUCGACAGCAGAAUCUGGGUUUCAAAUUAAUGAUUCUUGCUCACCCAUCAGACAAAGGAGACUUACUUAUCCUGGUUUAGCCUCAGUUCAUGAAGAAGUCAGGGUAUCAGAUAGCCACCAUAGUUGUAAUGAUAGUGCUGCAGCAGAAAAAAUGCUCAAAAGUGAUCAAUUUCAAUUUCCUCAGGAACCAUCAUUGCAAAAUGAUGAUAUGGAGAACAUUACUUGUACAGAAGACUCCAAAGGCACUUCGAUCAGAAAUUGGUUCGGCUUUGUUAAGAAAAAAAUGGAGAGAACAAAUUUCUUAUACAUGUCAAGCAUGCUGAUAUAUCUUUUUGAAAGACUAGAUAUAGUUUUCCACAGUUUAAGAUUAGAAUUAUGGAGAACACAGAACAUUGACUCAACUACUGUCGCGGAACAUACCAUCAAUAGCGUUACAGAAGAUGUCGAAUCACCUUCUGAAGAGGAUCAUAUUCUUCCGUGUAUACAACGUCUUCAGAGACUAGAAAAAGCAUUUGAGGAACUUAGACAUAAACCUGCUGAUAUACCUAUUGAGAAAGAGAAAAUGCUUAUGAGCUCUUUAGAUAGGAUUAAAUCUGUCGAGUUCGACCUUGAAAAGACUAAGAGGGUUUUACAAGAUACAGUCAUGAAACAGGUUGAGAUUAGUGAGCUACUGGAGAAUUUGAAGGCAUCAAAAUAUCAACAAAAAAGGUUGUUGAGGAUGAGGAGUUGUUAGACAAAAUGCGAGCUCAUGUACUGAGCACAGAAAGCUAAGGCUGAGGGAUUACACAGUUUAAUUAUUAUGAGUUGCUUUCCAUAUUCCAUAUAGUAUAGUUAUUUUUCCCCUUAAAUCUUUUACCUCAUUUUCAUAGAAAAUGCAAAGCUUUCUGUAUAGUGGGCUGAGAUUAUUAUUAUCAAUUUAGUUUUCGACAGUAUGAGGAGGAAUCAUUCAAUUUAGCGCAAUAAAAACUCAAUUACAAAGUCUUUAUAAUUA